Molecule: messenger RNA, 1714 nt
Organism: Triticum aestivum (bread wheat)
Lineage: Eukaryota; Viridiplantae; Streptophyta; Magnoliopsida; Poales; Poaceae
Exons: 10
Coding region: 188-1495 (435 amino acids)
Source: RefSeq, a predicted model, not a curated record
CUGCGGGGUCCUGCAGAAGAAGGUUGUCGCGGCCUCGGGCGGAGGGGUGCCGGCCGACGGUGCAUCCCGGAGAGGGGGCGGUGGCCUCGAGCGAGGAGAAGUUGCUGUGGCCUCGAGCGGAGGGGUGCCGACGGCGCAUCCCGUCCCGGGGAGGGGGCAGCGGCCACGGGAGGGAUUGAGUGGAGAGAUGCCGCAGACGAAGGCUACGGUCUCGACCGGAGGAUCUGCCGCCCUGGCUGCCCUUCACGGGAACACAACUGCCCAGGAUUCCGAAGAAUCCGCCGCCAAGCACCGUACAAAGAAGGCACGCACGGUCUCGAGCGGGGAGACCUCAAUGGUGGAUGCCGAUGCCAGCUUGGGUGGAGACAUGGUGCACGGCCACCCUGCAAAGGAGCCUGAUACUGCCAAGGACUUUCAGAAAUCUGAUUCAGACGAGACUGUACUACAUGCCAAGGAAGAAAACGAGGAGGUGAAAGAGGCGGAGCUUCUGAUCCAAAUGAUGAAUGAUCUGGGCAUAGGAGAGCAUGUCAGCGACGACGAGUUCAACGCUUACUUUGAUCAGCUACCUUCCAUGCCUCGGAUCUAUCCUGAUGCUGUCAAACUGACCAGCGAGGAGCUCGACAAGCAAGUCGUUCGCCUUGCGCUGUACCGCUUCAGAUCUUACAAACACAAGGUGAAAGAGGAGGGGAAGGACGAUACGCUGGGCCUUAAGGACGUUUCUGAGGACGAGUGUGAUCGACAGUUUCUUAAGAAGUGGGGAUACUUCAAGCCGAUCGAGGAAAAUUGGACACUUGAUUGGUAUUUCCACCCUGAUUACUGCAAAGAUCCUUCUCUGAGUGACUACCAACGCCUAGUCCUGCGAAAUUAUGGUGGUACUGAGUACGGCAGGUGGAGUGGCUACCACGAAUUCCUUUGUAGCCAUGUCAUUGAAGAAGAGUAUGCCAAUUACUGCGAGGAACUAUUCAAGCAACUACAGUGGAUGGAAGGUUAUCUAGAUGCUCGCCGGCCAUCUUAUAAGUGGGAUUGCAUAUCCUCCCGGGGAGCUUUCCAAGCAAUUAAGAUCGCUGCUACUACCUUCCCCAAGAUCAGUGCGUCUUUAGCUUACUAUGGCUACCAUGAGUGUAUAGCGAGCAUGGGCUAUGACAGUUUUUGGUUUAAGGAGUUGGACGGUGUCUAUUUUGAGAUUUGGCGGCGGGUCACGCAACGAAUGAUGAGUUUCAGAGAAGCUCUAGAGGAGGUUUAUAAUCUGGACAGGUUUCCAUUACGCCAACAUAGGAUGAAAGUUGCACUGGAGGAUGACUACAUCAUGGGGAGAAUGAAAUCGGAGUACCGUGCCUGCACGGCAGCCAUUACCCCGGAAGUUAAAGAGGAUGGAGCUAAGGAGUUGAUUGCAGAGGCAAUUAGAAAGCGGAUUAAUAAGCCAAAGUACUAUGAUGAGUACAUCAGAAAGAAGAUUCACAUCGCCCGCGUUGUUGGAAUCAUUCCUCCGCUCUAAGGAUUGAAGCAACAGUGUAAUCAAGAUUCCGAAGAAUGAGAUGAGCGUCAAACAAGCGUUGUUUAUGAGAUUACGAAAUUGAACCAUCCCUCGUCCUUUUGCACUGUGAUGUGCUGCCCACAGUGGUUGUGCGCGCAGAAAUGCUCGUGACCUAUAAGAUAAUGUGAUAGAUCAUUUAUGCAGCUUUGGUGAGCAAAUAUAGUGGUUAAUAUAUUGUUA